AUGUCCUCCGCGGCCGCGUCGGGCGCCCCGCCGACCGCGGCGAUCGGCGCCGACGAUGCGAAUAAUCCGACGACGAAGAACGCCGCGACGGUAGUCGACGUCGACGAGUCCCCGCCGCUGUUCGCGACCGCGUCGAGCUUCCCCGGCGCGGACGACGCGUCCCUGAACGACGAGGAGUGGCUCUCGCGCGCGCUCGCCGCCGCGGCGACGACGACGGCGACGACGACGGCGUCGUCGUCGUCGACGAACGAUCCGCGGCGCGCGUCCGACCCAGCGCCGUCGUCGUCAGAUCCCGCGCCGCGCGCGACCGCCGCCGCGACCGCGCCGUCUUAUCCGCCGCGCGCGCUCGCGACGACGACGUGGCACGGCGACCGCACGCUGCUCAUCGACAACCACGACAGCUACACGUACAACCUCUACCACCUCAUCGCCGCCGCGGACGGCGUCCCGCCGGUGGUCCUGCGAAACGACUCCGUCACCUGGCCGGAGCUCGAGCCGUCGAUAUCGUCGCGGCAUUUCGCGCGCGUCGUGCUGUCCCCGGGCCCGGGGACGCCCGACGUCGCGGGCGACGUCGGCGUGUGCAUGGACCUGCUUCUUCACGCCGCGGAGACGCCGAUACUCGGCGUGUGUCUGGGGCAUCAGGCGCGUUCUGCGCUCGCGGCGGCGCACGGCGGCGCCGUGGUCCGAGCGCCGAAGCCGACGCACGGGAGAGCGCACGCGUUGCGACACGACGGCGACGACAUGUGGCGGGGAAUACCGAGCGGCGGCGGCGGACUCGUCGGCGUGCGGUAUCACUCCUUGGUCGUGGACCCGGGGACGCUGCCGGAGUGUUUGACGGCCACCGCUCCUCCGGUGGUCAUCAUGGGGAUGCGGCACAAGACGCGGCCGCACUACGGCGUGCAGUACCAUCCGGAGAGCGUGUGCUCGACGCACGGCGAUGCGCUGUAUCGAAACUUCGCCGCCGCCGCGGACGCGCAUUGGAAACGCGGCGCGCUGUGGCGUCGCGCGAUCUACAGGUGUCCGCCGCCGCCGCCGCCGUCCGAUGAAAACGGCCCGACCGCGGACCGAGCGUUCAGGACCGGCGCCGCGCCCGCGUUCGCCGGCGGGUCCCUGACCGUGACGGACGCGACCGGCGCGUCGACGACGCGGACGGGCGUGAGCGUCUUGGAGUGGCUCGAGAGCCGGCUGCGAUCGAGGAGAUGCCGACGCGCCGAGGAGGUGACCCUGAACGUGAAACGGUCGCGGGAAGAUGAAACGUCAACCGACGAGCCCGCGAUCGACGACGCCGACUUCAUCGCCGACGGUCGCCUCCCGAACCUCCCGUUCGACUUCAUCGGCGGGUUCGUCGGCUACCUGGGGUACGAGAUCAGGCGCUGCGGCUGUCACCCGCCGUCGCGCGCGUCGCCGACGCCGGACGCCGCGCUCUUUCUCGCCGACCGCGUCGUCGCGAUCGACCACGACACGGACGACGUGUACCUCCUCGCGAUCGUGAGCGACGCCGCGUCGGAGCUCGAGUCGCUCGCGGAGGGCAUGGAGCUUCACGGCGCGGCGAACGCGGCGGCGACGGGGUUGUGUCAGCUCGCCGCGGAGGAAGCGGAGGCGGAGGCGCGCGCGAACCGCGAGGCGUACGUGGCGGACGUCGACGCCGCGAAGGCGCUCAUCGACGCGGGAGAGACGUACGAAGUCUGCCUCACGAACGAGCUCCGACGCGGCGGCGGCGGCGACGGUGACGACCGACCGUGCCCCGACCCCGCGACGCUCUACGCGGUGCUUCGACGGACGAACCCGGCUCCGUACGCGGCGUAUUUGAAUUUCGGCGGAUGCGGCGGCGACGGCGCGCGGGGGUUAGACGACGCCGUCGUCGUGUGCUGCUCCUCGCCCGAGCGCUUCCUGAGGCUCACGAAGAAGCGCGGCGGUCGCGGUGGCGGCGAUGCGAACGACGACGCGACGGUUGACGCGAAACCGAUCAAGGGCACGGCGCCGCGUCGACACCCUCUGAACGGCGAGGACGACGUCAGAGAAGCGCGCGAGCUCGCGUCGAGCGUGAAGGACCGCGCGGAGAACCUCAUGAUCGUGGACUUGCUCCGUAACGAUCUCGGGCGCGUCUGCGUCCCCGGGUCCGUGUCCGUCCCGGGGCUGAUGAAGAUCGAAUCCUACGCCACGGUGCAUCAGGCGCGUCGUAGUAUCACACUGCUCGUGAGCACGGUGGUCGGGACGAGGGACGAGGCGGCGGCGUCGCCGGUCGCGUGCGCGCGCGCGGCGUUCCCGCCCGGGUCCAUGACCGGCGCGCCCAAGCCUCGGACGAUGGAGAUCAUCGACGCGCUGGAGCCGAGCGCGCGCGGCGCGUACAGCGGCUCGAUCGGGUUCUUUUCGGUCAACGACGCGUUCGACCUGAACGUCGUGAUUCGAACCGCGGUUUUGAAGCCGGGCUCGAAACCGGGCUCCGGCGAGGUGUUCAUCGGCGCGGGAGGCGCGAUCACGACGCUGAGCGACUCGAGCGCGGAGUGGGAGGAGGCGAUGCUGAAGAGCAGGGCGAUCGUACGAGCGGUCGAGGCGUGCGACGAGCUCGCGGCGAGAGGCGCCGCGCCGUGA
Messenger RNA from Micromonas pusilla CCMP1545, 2592 nucleotides. RefSeq lists its product as uncharacterized. Bases 1 to 2592 code for a protein of 863 amino acids. Gene Ontology annotation, molecular function: aminodeoxychorismate synthase activity. Gene Ontology annotation, cellular component: cytoplasm. Gene Ontology annotation, biological process: 4-aminobenzoate biosynthetic process. Lineage: Eukaryota; Viridiplantae; Chlorophyta; Mamiellophyceae; Mamiellales; Mamiellaceae. The transcript has 8 exons. The record is from RefSeq and is a predicted model, not a curated record.